Messenger RNA from Episyrphus balteatus (marmalade hoverfly), 2185 nucleotides. RefSeq names its product mitochondrial import receptor subunit TOM40 homolog 1 (gene Tom40). Bases 180 to 1178 code for a protein of 332 amino acids. Gene Ontology annotation, cellular component: mitochondrial outer membrane translocase complex; mitochondrial outer membrane. Lineage: Eukaryota; Metazoa; Arthropoda; Insecta; Diptera; Syrphidae. The transcript is spliced from 4 exons. The record is from RefSeq and is a predicted model, not a curated record. Gene Ontology annotation, molecular function: transmembrane protein transporter activity. Gene Ontology annotation, biological process: protein import into mitochondrial matrix.
GUCAAAAAUUUUCUCCAACAUUUCUUCAUGAAAAAAAAUUUUCACCUACGGACACGGACGGAUCGAAAUCGAACAUUUUUUCUAUCGCAAAAGUGUGUCUAUUUCUCGUCAUCGUCAAAUAAUAAAAUAAAUUAACAUAAAUCAAAAAAACUCUUAACGAAUAAAAAAAAUCCUCCAUCAUGGGCAACGUAAUGGCUGCAUCGAAAAAUGAUCCCAAAAUGGGAAUCCCUGAAUCAUUGUUAUCGGCUCCAGUUCCAUCAGCACCAGCCACAGUUCAAUCAUCUUCAUCUGCCUCCUCUGAGAAGAGUAACCUUGAAAAUCCUGGAACAGUUGAGGAAUUGCACAAAAAAACUAAAGAUAUAAUGGCGAUGACCUUCGAAGGCGCCAAGGUAAUGCUAAACAAGGGCCUAAGCAAUCACUUCCAAGUUUCGCAUACUCUUAACCUCUGCACCACACAACCGAGUGGCUAUCGAUUUGGUGCGACUUAUGUCGGCACCAAGCAAUUCUCGCCAUCGGAAGCAUUUCCAGUGAUCUUGGGCGAUAUCGAUCCGUCGGGUAAUUUGAAUGCCAAUCUAAUUCAUCAAUUCCAUCCGAGGGUGCGAUGCAAAUUUGCUUCACAGAUACAAGAUAGCAAAUUAACAGCUGCUCAAUUAUCAACUGAUUAUCGUGGUGAUGAUUUUACUGCCACUUUAACUGUUGGCAAUCCCAAUUUGUUAAACAAUUCGGGGGUAAUUGUUGCACAUUAUUUGCAAUCGGUGACAGAGAAACUUGCUUUGGGCGGCGAAUUGGCCUAUCAAUAUGGUCAGAAUGUACCUGGUGGACAGAUUGCUGUUUUGUCGGCUGUAGCAAAGUAUACAAAUGGUGAUUCGACUUGGUCGGGUACUUUGGGACCCGGUGGGGUUCAUGUAUGCUAUUAUCAAAAAGCUAGCGAGCAGCUACAAAUUGGAGUUGAGGUUGAGACUAGUUUGAGAAUGGCCGAAUCGGUGGCUACAAUUGGUUAUCAAGUUGAAUUGCCAAAAGCUGAUUUAGUUUUUAGAGGUUCAUUCGAUUCCAACUGGACCGUAUGUGGAGUUUUAGAAAAACGCCUACAACCAUUGCCAUUCUCCUUUAUGCUUAGCGGAAGGCUUAAUCACACCAAAAAUCAAUUUAGACUUGGAUGCGGACUUGUUAUUGGUUAACCUUCUACUCCAAUCCUCAUCAGCAUUUCCCAGUUAUCAUCGGCGUGAAGCGCAUUACCCCCCCCCCCACCCCAAAUUCGCUUUAUGUUUCGAACAAAAAGCAAACAAAAUUAAGCAACACAAAUCAACACACACAUGCUCGUUAUUCCUUUUGAAACUUGUCUUAGUCUACAUAGAAAUUUAUUGUUAAGGAAAUAAAUUCAAGAAAAACAAUACAAAACAUAUUAAAAAACAAAUAAACAAAACAUAUUUUGUCUAAACCAGCAAAUAGCAUCUCCAUCCACAAUAAUAAAGAAAAACAAACAAAACAAAGAAUUCAAACACAAAAUUCGAUUCUCCCUGAUUGCAUUUUUGAGAAAAAAAAACAAACUCGCAGUUUAUUGUUUUUUAUUUUGUUGUUGUUUUUUUUUUUUAAGUAAACAAUAUGAAGGCUUUUUCUUUUGUUUAUAAACUGCAGUUUUAAGGUAUCGACUGCUUGUAAAUGCAUUUCGACAUUUUAUUUCUUUUUUUUUUCAUCAGAAACAAAUCGAUGGUUUAAUAUUGAAAAAAUAAUAUUCUAUGUUCUAUAAAUUUCACUUACGAACCAUAGAACAUAGAAUAUUAUUGUAUUGAGCCAGCGAAAUGUCGAUGUUUUACUUUUACAAUAAUUAUUUUCAACAGCUGCCCGUGUUUUUUUUUUAUAUACAAUUAUAUAUUUUACGAUAAAGAUCUUUUGAUUGUUUUAUUUUUUGCUUAAGAAUGUUAGAAUUAUUAUUAAACAAAUCAAUUUCAAUUAAAAUGAUUUGAAAAAUGUUGGUCGUUUAAAUUGGCUAUAAACAAAAAACAAAAUAAUAUUACUUAACAAAAUUAAAGCAAGCAAAAAACAUUGUACAGUAGAGAAUAUUAACUAUUAGAAGUUAAAUAAAAUUUGUGAACAAAAAAUACAUAACAAACAAAAAACAAUGUUUGAACAAAAUUUGAAAUUCAAAUCGAAAUGAUUUAUGAAAUAAAAUUGUUAAAAAGACUAA